GUUUAGUAGAGUUUUGAUAUUUGUGUAGUAAAGACGUGAAACGCUAUUCCAUCUUGCGCGUUGCUUAUUUAGUCAAUAGUACGCUCUUAAGUAUAGGUGGAAAGAGAGAAAAAAAAGAAGAAAUAAUAAUAAGAUAUAGACACUAUCUGCCUUUAUUUAGACAAAAGGAAAUUUAGAAAGAAUAAACUUUAAAUUGUGAAAAAUAAGAUUGAAUAACAAUAAAAAAAAAACCAGAAUUAAUGGAAUAAGUUGCCAAUAUCUUGAGAGAAUAGAAGCAAGUUUUAUAGAAAAUCAGAUUCAGACUUGACGAAGACAAUAAAAUAAUUGCUGACAAAUUGUCAGGAGACAAAAAAAGAUGUUACUACACACACAAAUACUUACCUUCCUCGUAUUAAUCUUUCAUCAUGUAAGCGGCCAAUCGAAUUAUGCAUCACAUGCCAAUAAUAUAAAUUACAUUGGCGAGGGAUUGCCUGAGGAGACAGUUCUAGAUGGAAAAGUAACGAAAUUAGACGACAUAAGCCCAAUAAUUUUCCUCAAUCGAACAAAAGCUGCUUUAAAUUGUGCUGCUGGUUCUAUGCAAGUGGAUUUAAAAUUCAAUGAAAAAUUUUACGGAGUUGCCUACGCAGAUUUUGAUCGUAACAGCGCCUGUCAAAUCAUCGGCCAUGGUGACAUGAGUUAUCACAUAGAAUUGCCAUUGAAGGGAUGUGGAACCAAACAGGAUCCUCAGCGUGUAUUCACAAACAACAUUGUUGUUCGAUUCCAUCCAAAUUUGGAAAUGGACGGAGAUGAGAUUAUCACAAUUGUGUGCCGUUAUCCACCACCGAUCGCUCCAUUGCCUCCAGUGCUGCCACCAAGUCCACCAGUGCCUAACCUACGACAAGAUCUCGUAACAAGUGCAUUGAAAGGUCCCCAAAUUCUCUUUAUUGUGUGUGCCCUUAUGUUUUUGACUCUUCUUCUUUUGGGUCUCGGAGUGUCCUAUUACUGCCUUAAAAAUAGAACAAUUCCUGUCGUUCGAAGACUGCCUUUGUACAUGGCUGGAAGUGGAUCUGAAAUUACAAAACUUAGUGGAAGUAGCUUGGGUAACAUAUCCGUGUUAGAAGAGAGCCUGAAGAUACCACGUGCUACACUUGAAGCUGUUGCAAUACCUCAAAGUUCCAGUGAUACACUGCCAUCCGACUACCCAAGCGAAUCACACUCCGAGAUUGAAGUUGAUAUACGCUCGCUUCCACACAGUUCCGUCAGUAGUUACGAAAAUCAUGCUUAUUUUCAGGAAGCAUCAAGUGUAUACAGCGAAAACCUUGGAUACGUACAAGAGAUUCAAGCUGUUGCCGUCGCUAAAGCACCAUCGCCACAAUUUGAUGUUCAAGUUCGUGUCAAAAAACCUCCACCUCCACCACCUUCAAUUUCAUCAUCAUCUGAUACUGAGAGUGCCGUAAGUAGAAACGAUCGAAAUAAUUUAUCGACAAUCAUGGAGUCUCAUGAGGACCGUGAAAGCAUUUUAACAAUUGAAUCACUGCCACAUGAAAAUGUUCAAACACAGUUCACAUACAUGCCCGAAUUGCAUCCAGCACCUAAAUAUAUUGCACCGCCAACUGUGUAUUCAACGCUCAAUAAGAAUGUUAGGAAAUAUCAACCUCACUGGCCUGAUGAUUUAGCUGAUGGACCACCAAUAACAACAAUUGAAGAAAUUGAAACCCACACCGUUACACAAACUGUCGACGAAGGUCAUCCAACAUACACAACAACAAUGGAAAUCGACAGUUUGGAAGCACCAAUACAAGUUGUUCGUAAGCCAGAAAUUACAUCACAUGUUGUCGAUGAUGUCUUCUUACGUACAAUUACUGAAAAGAGAACAAUUGAGGAUAUUGAGAAGCAGAAGCGUAUGGUUACUGAAUAUAAGAUUCGACCAAUCAUUCAUGAUCCAACAUUUGAUGUUCACAUACGUAAUCAUCCACUUAAUGCAACAGGUCCACAAUGGGAAGACUUCUCAGACAUCUCAAGUGCAUCUGGUGUUGGUCCACGUAUUGAGCGAGCUCCAAUGAAUGUCCCACCACCAACAUAUAUAAGUCCAUCAGGUGAACACUUAAGAAGUCCCGAAAUGGUUGGUAAUAUGAAGCCAAUUGAAAUGCCAGAGGAAGACAAAGCCGUUCCAAAUUGGGAUGUACUUAUAAGAGUACUUGAGGAACCGGAUAUUGAGCCAGUAACACGUACAAAUCGUUAUGAAACAUCAACGAAUAUUUUGGAACGACAAUUGAGCUACGAAGAUAAAUUGAAGUGGAAGGAAAUUAUUACAACUGAAUCAACAUUGAGGAGAAUGUUGACAGAAGCCAUUGUUAGAGAAGAUUUUGAGAGAAUUUCUCGAGAUGUACGUUAUGAGCGUAUUUUCGAGCCACAAUCAUGGGAUGUUAUUAUAAGAAUUUUGGCACCGCCAUUGGAAGAAGAUGUUAAAUUGAGACAUCCAAAAGGAUCAAAAUCAACGAAACAGCCAUGGGAUACACGUUCACGUAGAAGCUCUCUACCGACACUCUAUGAAUAUGAUUCUGAUGGUGGUUCAUCUGUACGUACAAUUAGAAAUGAUUACAUCAUUUCACAGCCACAACCUGGACCUUCACAUGUUUAUAUGCCGAGAUCUCGUCGCACAUCACGCUCAUCGAGGUCAGGCUCUGAUUUUGUUGAUAUUCGUUCAAUGACUGAAACGACGGUUGACUUUGCACGACCUGAGUCAUAUCUUGAUAAGAUGUCGGAGGGUAGCUCUUACCAGCCUAGAUACUACGAUGAUGAUCGCUACAGUGACCAUCGUUCACUGCACAGGUCAGUAAGUCAUCCAUCGCUAGCACGUUCCGAGAGUGAAUUUAUCGAGCAAUGGAUAGCACCAAUCGAGUCACCAGAUGCCAGUCCACAAAUGCAACGUAGUCAAAGAAUUUUGACUACUUUCCAACCUCGACAAACGACAUCGUCAACGGUAAGCGGAAGCGCUCAACGCAUUGUUACAUCUGAGUCGCAAUAUUCAGAGCAGAGAACAAUGAAAUAUCAAUCUGGUGAUAAUAUUUCAUGGUAUAAGCAAAACUAGUGAUCAAGUCAUCGAAUUUUAUACAUUUUUUUUUUUUUGAUAAAAUAAAUAUUUUUAAAGCUUAACAACAAUUAAUUCUUUGUGCCAAGUUUUUAAUUAGAGAAGAAAAUUAUAAAUUUUAAAAAAUAGCAUUCGACUAUAAUUUAUGAUAAUAAAUAUUGUACUUACUAAUCGAUGUGAGAAUAAUAGGAAUAAUAGUAGUAGUGGGGCUGUUCGUAAGUGAUGUUAAUGGAGAAAUGAAUUUUAGAAUUCUGGUCAUAGAAAUGAUUAAAGGGGUUUUAUACCUGGAACUAGUUUCUAGAUCCACUCUGUUUUCUAGAAAUCUUGUGGUUUCUAGUUUUUUCCUUUGGUUGCUUCACCAUCAUUGGUUUCUUGACCCACUCUCUCUAGUUUCUAGACUUCCUUUGGUUUCUAGACCCCCUCCAUACCCCCCCCCCCCCUUUGCAUUUGUUCAUAAGUUGUCAAAUAAUUCUGGAUUCCUUUCCUUCCCAUCAUUCUAUAAAUAUUAGAUAUCACCCACGAACAACCCCCAAUAAUGACAGUCUCAACACACAGAAAUCUCUCAAUUUUAUUUCACUUUUAAAGUAUUUUUUUCUAACUUUUCUGUGAUAAAUCAUAAUCAUAAAAUGAAAAUUUCUCCUUACACACAAAAAAAAAAGUUAUUCAUAAGACAAUAAUAAUACUCAACAGCGCAUUUUAAUGUGCCGUCUCUGGUCAUUUUUAAUGAAUAUUUUUCCCCUUUUGGUGGUGGCUUCAUAUUG
Chironomus riparius is the source of this 3831-nucleotide messenger RNA. The record is from the annotation of a GenBank genome assembly. NCBI's taxonomy places the organism in Eukaryota, Metazoa, Arthropoda, Insecta, Diptera, Chironomidae.